Messenger RNA from Atta colombica, 1151 nucleotides. Its product is annotated as enoyl-CoA delta isomerase 2, mitochondrial-like. The record is from RefSeq and is a predicted model, not a curated record. The coding region runs from base 371 to 1129 and encodes 252 amino acids. Lineage: Eukaryota; Metazoa; Arthropoda; Insecta; Hymenoptera; Formicidae. The transcript is spliced from 7 exons.
GAUCGUUUUAAGUAUAGCCUUAACAAGUAAUGAACCAAUCAGAGGGUCAUAUUAACGUCUUAAGACAUUACUUAAGACAGUCUUGAAAUAAAAACCGACUAUUAAUACCGUCCAAUGAAUGCACAAUAGAAUUCCAUAGAAUGACACAAUAGCGCAUUCUUCGAAGACAUAAUGGAAUCAGAAUUUUUUAAGUCCACAGAUAGUCUGAGAUAAUUGAUAUUAGUAGCAUGACUAGUAUAGAUGCGUUCGGCAAUGUAAAGAGAUGCGAGUUAGCAGAUGGUGGAGAAGCAGACGACUAAGUGCCAAGUAAAAUCAAGGUUAUAGUAGACUAAUUGUGUGAAUUCUAAAUUGCGUUAAAAAACUUUUCAGUAUGACGCACGUAAAUUCAUUUAUUCUGAGUACUUUGGAAAAUGGAAUUCAAAAAGUGGUGCUUAAUAAACCCGCCAGAAAAAACGCACUUUCACUUCAAAUGUAUAAGGAAUUAAAAAUGCUUUUAAAUGAAUCUGCUAAAAACAACAAAGUAUUAAUAUUUGUAUUGACAGCAAAUGGAGAUUUUUUUAGCAGUGGCAAUGACAUAACUGCCUCAAUGGAAUCUCUUUCGGUUUCUAUUGAUACAAUUAAAGAAUUAAUUGAUACUAUCAUUAUGUAUCCAAAGCUUUUAAUAGCUGUUGUGAAUGGACCAGCAAUAGGAAUAGCAACUACAAUAUUAGGAAUUUUUGAUAUAGUUUAUGCUUCAGAUAAGGCAUAUUUUCAAACACCAUUCAGCUCUUUGGGUCUUAUUGCUGAAGGAUGUUCUUCGUAUACAUUCCCAAGAUUACUGGGACAUUCCAAAGCUGGAGACAUGUUGUAUUUAGGGUACAAGAUGAAUGCUCAAGAAGCCAAACAACAUGGUUUGGUUAGCCAAGUGUACAAUCAUGAUUCUCUUGAAGAAGUAUGGAAUUAUUUGAACAAAAUAUCGACACUUUCUUCACAGUCAAUAUUGGCGACUAAGCGAUUAGUGAGUAGAUGGAACAAAGAAAUUUUAUUAAAAGUUAAUGAGGAAGAAAUGGAAGAGUUGAAAAAACUAUUUGAAUCUCCCGAGCUAAUCCAAAGGCUGUUAAAUUUUUUGUCACGAAAAAAUAAGCUUUAACAUACUUUAUAUUUUUUUAAUA